CGUGCACCGCGAAUUGGGAGGGAAGCAAGGACAGCGACAUUUGCACACGUGCUUCGCUCAAAAAUAUACCGCCACCAUGAUUCUCAGGCGCCCACUUCUCAAUGCGACAUCCGCUGCCGUAUCAAUACCAAAGACAUGCGUGCGCAACCUCCAACACUCAAUUCCCAUGCGCCCGGUCCCCAAACCGAUACCCUUUAUUCCCGACCACACAGCCUUCCUCAGCGCAAUCGGCCGCGGCCUCUCGGCACACGCGACAAAGAUCCCCUCAUGGGAAGCCCUUUUCACACUCACCUCGCCGCAACUGAAAGAACUCGGUGUUGAGCCCGCCCGCGCAAGACGCUACCUGCUGCACUGGCGCGAGAAGUUUCGAAAUGGCGAAUAUGGCAUUGGCGGAGACUGCAAGCAUGUCACGGAUGGAGUUGCCGAGCUGAAAGUCGUCGAGGCACCUGUGCCGCCGAACCCGCAACUCGGAAAUACGAUAAGUCCUCGUUCGGCAGCUGCAACGGCGACACAUGACCCAGGGACCAGGAAGUUGGUUGUCAAUGUGCCUGUUGGUACGGAUAGCCCUCCCGAGCCUGUGGAGACACUGCCAAAGGUCCAGGGUGUUGUUGUAAAGGGUGCCAGCACCAUCAAGGGUAAUUUUGUGGAGCCUGUAAAAGGAAGUGGUGGUCUUCGUGCUAGGAUACGGCUGCAGGAGGGCAUCUGGGAAGAGAGGAGGGGACACAAGGUUGAUGGUGGUGAGAGGAGAAAGGCAGAGGUGCGGGCGAAGAGAAGGGCUGCAGAGAAUAAGGAGAAGGCGCGGUAGAUGUAGAGAGCAGAUGGAGAUACGCUUGCUUGUACGAUGAAUCAAUUUAUCAUCUUGAGGUUUCUAUGUGUGUAGCUUUUAAAGGCUGGUGAUUGCAAUGCAGACAGCCAGUAUCACGGAACUGUCAUGUUCUCUGUUUUAAUUUCAUAUGAGAAGAAUGUCAGAGCAGGUGAUGAGAAAUUCUUGUGUAACCCCCCGAAAGAACAAAGUAUAUAAACACGUUGGUUCUACGUAAACGAAUCAGUGUCCAUCAGUCCCAUUACCCACAGUUUCAAGACUCCAGUCCAUAUUUCCUUUUCCCCCAAGAGCAUCUUACCCAAUUCUCCUUGGACCUCCACACA
Molecule: messenger RNA, 1146 nt
Organism: Bipolaris sorokiniana ND90Pr
Lineage: Eukaryota; Fungi; Ascomycota; Dothideomycetes; Pleosporales; Pleosporaceae
Exons: 2
Coding region: 77-805 (242 amino acids)
Cellular component (GO): mitochondrion
Source: RefSeq, a predicted model, not a curated record